Molecule: messenger RNA, 1194 nt
Organism: Mycosarcoma maydis (corn smut)
Lineage: Eukaryota; Fungi; Basidiomycota; Ustilaginomycetes; Ustilaginales
Product: putative ATP-dependent RNA helicase
Exons: 1
Coding region: 1-1194 (397 amino acids)
Cellular component (GO): catalytic step 2 spliceosome; nucleolus
Molecular function (GO): ATP binding; mRNA binding; RNA helicase activity
Source: RefSeq, a predicted model, not a curated record
AUGUCCGGUGGUAUCAAUGCAGGCGACAGCAAGCUCGCCUUUGAAAGCUCUGAGCACGUCAAGGUCGCAACCACUUUCGAUGCCAUGGGUUUAAAGGAAGAUCUGCUUCGUGGCAUCUAUGCGUACAAUUUUGAAAAACCCUCGGCGAUCCAGCAACGAGCGAUCCUGCCCAUCAUUCGAGGUCGCGAUGUCAUCGCACAGGCUCAAUCAGGAACGGGCAAAACCGCCACGUUCAGCAUCUCGAUGCUACAAUCUAUCGACACAACCCUCAGAGAAACACAAGCCCUGGUACUCAGUCCAACGCGCGAAUUGGCCAUUCAGAUCCAGUCGGUCGUUCUUGCUCUCGGAGACUACUUGAACGUUCAAUGUCACGCAUGCAUUGGCGGUACCAGCGUAGGCGAAGACAUUCGAAAACUCGACUACGGUCAACACAUUGUCUCUGGUACGCCCGGUCGAGUCUAUGACAUGAUUCGACGUCGACAUUUGCGCACAAAAAACAUCAAGAUGCUCAUCCUUGACGAAUCUGACGAACUGCUCAACAUGGGCUUCAAGGAUCAGAUUUACGACGUUUACCGUUACCUGCCACCUUCGACCCAAGUCGUGCUCCUCUCGGCCACUUUACCGCAAGAUGUGCUCGAGAUGACCUCCAAGUUCAUGACUGAUCCCGUCCGCAUCCUAGUCAAACGUGACGAAUUGACUUUGGAAGGCAUCAAACAAUUUUUCGUCGCUGUCGAAAAGGAAGAAUGGAAGUUCGACACCCUCUGUGAUCUCUACGACACCCUCACCAUCACACAAGCCGUCAUCUUUUGCAACACGCGACGCAAAGUGGAUUGGCUCUCGGCCAAAAUGAAAGAGAACAACUUUCAGGUGAGCAGUAUGCACGGAGAGAUGCAGCAAAAGGAAAGGGAUGAAGUUAUGGCCGAGUUCAGACAGGGCAGCUCCAGGGUGUUGAUCACCACGGAUGUAUGGGCGAGAGGUAUCGAUAUCGCCAACAUCUCGUUAGUCAUCAACUAUGAUCUGCCUACCAACAGGGAAAAUUACAUCCACAGAAUUGGUCGAAGUGGAAGGUUCGGCAGGAAGGGUGUAGCUAUCAAUUUCGUUACCGUGGACGACGUCAGAACCUUGAGGGAUAUCGAACAGUUUUACUCCACUCAGAUCGAUGAGAUGCCUGUCAAGCUGGAGGACAUGUUGUGA